GUUCGUGCCGUGCCGUGCCGCAGGGGCUGAAAAAUCAAAAAAAUGUAUUAGAAAAUGGCAAUGGUGCCGGCUUUGCAGACGUGGAACUUCCACGUAGCGAGUCCUUAAUUUUUCUGAUUCAGGAUAUGGCAUAUCUUAAAAUGAGAAUUUUGUAAAAUUUAAUUCAUAAUGAGGAGUCCUGGAGCUGACACACAAAUUGAAGUGACCGAGGGCGAUCUACCAACAGAUGUUAACAAAUGGAAUCCCACAAUAGACACAUCUUUUUAUAUAAAUGAUCAGAGUCAGUCAAUAUCUCAUAGAAAAUUUAUAAGGAGAUGGAAUCGCUUGUCUCGCCUGCAGAGAUCCAUUGUGUAUGCAGUGAUAGUUAUAGCUGUAACAGUGGGGGUUCUCUUCUAUAAUGCUAGGGAAACAAAGCCCGAGGAAAAAACGAAUAUUAGCCAGCUUCCUGUGGAACCAGUGAAGAAUAUGUCUCUAGUCAACGAGCCAGUCGCGGAACCAGUAUUAAUCAGCAACAAACCCGCCUUUGAAAUUGAACUGAAUGAGAGACCAGUCUUUACUGGUCCCACAAACGCGAAACAGUAUGCAGUGGUGGAGAGCUUCAGGCACGCGUGGAAGGGCUACAAGACACACGCCUGGGGCCACGACAACUUGAAGCCGUUGUCCGGGAUGCCUUACGAUUGGUUCUCCCUGGGGCUCACCAUCGUCGACGCUUUGGAUACUGCAUUUAUUAUGGGACUGACUGAAGAAUUCGACGAGGGGCGCGAAUGGGUCAGCAAAGAGCUCGUGUUCACGCGCAACAAGGAUGUGAACUUCUUCGAGGUGACCAUCAGAGUGCUGGGCGGGCUGCUCGCCAACUACCACUACACGCAGGACGAGAUGUUCUUGAAGAAAGCGGAGGACCUAGGCGACCGUCUGAUGGCAGCGUUCAACUCGCCUUCGGGCAUCCCGUACUCGGACGUUAACCUGGGCACGCGCACCGCGCACGCGCCCGAGUGGUCUCGCUACAGCACCACGGCGGAGGUCACCACCGUGCAGCUCGAGUUCCGCGAGCUGUCGCGCGCCUCCAACAACCCGGCGUUCGAGGACGCAGCGGCAGCGGUAUCGGAGAAGAUCCACCAGCUGCCUAAGAAACACGGUCUGGUGCCCAUCUUCAUCAACCCUCACACCGGGCAGUUCCUGCCGCACGCCACCAUCACGCUGGGGGCGCGCGGCGACAGCUACUACGAGUACCUGCUCAAGCAGUGGCUGCACACCGGCAAGACCAUCAACUAUUUGCUGGACGACUAUCUGACCGCGAUUGAGGGUGUACGGGAAUUCCUGGCGAGACGGUCGACGCCUAACAAGUACUUAUUCAUUGGGGAGUUGCUGGCCGGAUCUGAGGCCUUCAACCCCAAGAUGGACCACCUGACCUGUUUCCUGCCGGGCACGCUGGCGCUCGGCCACGCCAACGGGCUGCCCGACUGGCACAUGACCAUGGCCGAAGAGCUGAUGACCACGUGCUACCUCACAUACAAGGCGCACCCCACGUUCCUAGCGCCGGAGAUCACGCAUUUCAACUUGGCGAGUGCCACGUCAGACAUGUACACGAAGACGGCGGACUCGCACAGCCUGCUGCGGCCCGAGUUCAUAGAGAGCCUAUUCUACAUGUACCAGAUCACCGGCAACGCCACCUACCAGGACUGGGGCUGGCAGAUUUACCAGGGCUUCGAGAAGUAUGCCAAGGUCGCCAACGGUUACACGUCUCUAGCCAACGUGAAGAGUGAGAAGCCGGUGCAACGCGACAUGAUGGAGUCGUUCUUCCUCUCCGAAACGCUCAAGUACCUCUACCUCUUAUUCAGCGACGACAGAUACCUUAUAGACUUGAGCAAAUACGUUUUGAACUCCGAAGCUCAUCCCCUGCCUAUACACAAGUCAUAGACUUACAUACGCAUCUUUUCCGGAAAUUAUGUGACCACUCUCAUGUACAGUUAUCAUAGACUACACAGACACCACAUUAUGAAGCGUUUACAAAGAGCACGAGGUCACCACGAUUGGAGUAGCACAACUAGGGGUGGUAUUCCACCUAUCCAAUUUCUUGUCCUAUCUGUAUUGCGUCUCACAUUUUGUUUUAAUGAGAGUGAGACGCACUGACAUUGGACAAAUAAAUUGGACCUGUGGAAUACCACCCUAAGAUAUUUUCUACACUAUUUUAUAAUUGGUAUAACAACCCAGGUACACUUCUAACGCUUAUUUUUUGUACAUAUCUUUAAUUUACACGAGUAGUGGUCGUAAUAAUUAGUAUAACAACCCAGGUACACCUCUAAUGCUUAUUUUUUGUACAUAUCUUUAAUUUACACGAGUAGUGGUCGUAAUAAUUAGUAUAACAACCCAGGUACACCUCUAAUGCUUAUUUUUUGUACAUAUCUUUAAUUUACACGAGUAGUGGUCGUAAUAAGCGAUCGCGCUCCCAUACUAAAUUUUGUUUGGGAGCGCUUAUGUGUGGUGACCUCGAUUGUCUCAUGUGUGUCGUCUAGUGGUUGAGGUGGCCUGUGACAUUUAGCAAAUAAGCGCGGUAAACCACCAUCCCUAGGAAGUCUAUAUGAAAGAGGGUAGUACUUUUCUUAGUAAUCGACUUACCUGACUGAAUUCCCACGUCCGAGCGACGCGAUCCUUAAUAACUUUCAAAUGCGGCCAUUUAUACAUAGAAGCCCUCUGUACAGCCGCCUAGCUGCUGCUAGCUGUCCUGCUUAAUCCUUUGUAUUGAUAACAUACUUAAUUUUUUCCAUGAAGUUCGUUUGUACAAUUUUAUCGACCGUGUAUCUGUAUAAGGCAAACCGUGGCAUAUUAUUACGUUUUCAUUGCGAUUUGCAAUAAAAUUAAAUGUUGUUAUUAUUCUAUAUGUACGAAGUACCCUUAUAAUUGUCCUUUUGCCAGCGACUUCAAAACUGUCGCAGAAGUUGUGAAACUAACAUUAACUCCAUCCUUAUAAUACUUGGUACUGAAUCAAAGUACUUACGUGGUUAUAAAUGUAUUAUAUACAUUUGUGUACUUGUAAACAGGACUAAGAUAAUUUUUAUAAUAAGUACAUUUAAUGCACGUAAAAUAGUAUCUUAAGGUAAGCUCCCGAGUGAGAUAACUUUUUAUUAUAAUAUGUAUAAUAGUCUUACAGGUUUUAAAUUAGCUACGAAACAAGUUUCUUAUGUUCACAUUAUUACAUUUAUUCAUGAGGCAACAUCUUGUAAUGCGCUUAGUAAGUUAGCAUUAUCAAGUAGAUACACACGUACUGUUUUAAAUUUUAUGUAUGGUUGGUUGCCUUUUGGUACACCGAAAAACAUUAGGCAUAGCAUCGUAAGAAUAGGCCACGUACAGUCGCCUGCGUUCGCGGUGAUCCACUUUUGAACCUUAAUAUACUGGAAUAGACUCUAAAAGUGGAACACCGCGAACGCAAGAGACUGUACGUAGGUACCAUGUCAUGAUGUCUCGAAACUGCCUCGCCCUUUAGAGCCACCCCACACUAGCGUCUUUUGAGCGUCGGCGUCUAGUCAGCGCUAUGGAAAAUGGCGUCGCUGCGCAGUUGCGCCAACGUUGCGUCGAGCAACGGCCGUAGAGUUGACUAGACGCGGACGCUCGGGAGACGCUAGUGUGGGGUGGCCCUUUAUUUUUAUAAUAAAAUAUUUUUACCAUAAUUUUUCACUUGGUUGUAUAGUUUGUAACAAUACUAACAAUUGUCUUUUCUUGAGAUGCAAGUCUUACCAGUGAGAUUAAGUUGAAAGUAAGUCAAAACGCAUGGUUUAACUUACCACCAUGUCAUUUUGUUUUGCGAGUGCGGGACCAAUCGUUUGAUAUGGCAACGUCAUGUUUUCAUGUAAUUUAAAACGAAAUCGAUCGAAUUUGUUGUUACUAGACCUUGUUUAUGAGAUGUUAUUAUUUUAGUUACUUUAAUUGGUUUUCCGUUGGAACAUAUUUUAAUGAAAUUUUAUAAUGAGUUGUAAUAGUUAUUAAAAUUUUAGACUUAUAUAAUUUAUACUCGUAAUAUUCUUGACGCGGCGUAUUGUGUGUACACGUUAAUAAGCCCGGAGAUCAAUAAUAGAAGGAUAACGCCCUGCAUGUAACCCAAUCAUAAUAUAAUAAUUCGCUUUAUUAAUAAUUCUCUUUAAUAAUUUUGCGUGCAUUUAUGCGGUUGAUAGCUAUCGUUUAAAUAAUAUAUAUUUGUAUCAUAUUGUUUUACCAAAAAGCAAGGCAUUACACUUAAUGUACUCUUAAGUUGUUUUUUUAUUUUAUUUAAAACUGCCACUGUCGAUGGCGUGUAAAGAUGUAUUCUAUGUUAAUCAUUCAGUAAAGUGUAUGUAAAUAUUAUUUUUAUUAUGCAUUCCUGAUUUAUAAAUAUUUAGUUACCAAAAAACUAGUUAGGCAAAACAUACUGAUAGAAUAGAUAAAUGUAAUAAAUCAUGUAUCUACUUA
Messenger RNA from Cydia splendana, 4440 nucleotides. It is a transcript of the gene alpha-Man-Ib, whose product is annotated as endoplasmic reticulum mannosyl-oligosaccharide 1,2-alpha-mannosidase. Gene Ontology annotation, cellular component: endoplasmic reticulum; membrane. The record is from RefSeq and is a predicted model, not a curated record. The transcript has 12 exons. Lineage: Eukaryota; Metazoa; Arthropoda; Insecta; Lepidoptera; Tortricidae. Gene Ontology annotation, biological process: carbohydrate metabolic process; mannose trimming involved in glycoprotein ERAD pathway. Gene Ontology annotation, molecular function: calcium ion binding; mannosyl-oligosaccharide 1,2-alpha-mannosidase activity. Bases 169 to 1917 code for a protein of 582 amino acids.